Molecule: messenger RNA, 2499 nt
Organism: Scaptodrosophila lebanonensis
Lineage: Eukaryota; Metazoa; Arthropoda; Insecta; Diptera; Drosophilidae
Gene: tum
Product: rac GTPase-activating protein 1
Exons: 4
Coding region: 339-2234 (631 amino acids)
Biological process (GO): signal transduction
Source: RefSeq, a predicted model, not a curated record
AUUUUAAAUGCACAAAAUAUAUUUCAGAAAUACAAGUUUCUCUCCAAUUGACUUGCAAAAUACCAGCAAGAUUUAAAUACCACCUAUUCUUUAGCUCGAUCUGGCAGCCCUGAUUCACAAUAUCAUCUUUACCUCACCACCAAAUUGAAAACAACGGCGCUUGGCUGUCAAAUCGAAAAUUUCAUUGCGCGUCCUUUGCAGCGUGCUUUUGUGCUGCAAUAUCCUAUUGCAUAAAACACCAGUGAAAAGUACUUAAAUCAGUGAGAAACAAAAUAUAAACAGCACAAACUCACAUUCGAUUGUAGUGCUUAUAAGGGAAUAGGAGACAGAAAACGAAAAUGACGCUGUCCGCUUUGGCGUCGUUUGACGAUCUGCGACGCUGCAUGCAAGUAUUGAACGAUGGCAUCGCUGAAGAAGAGUUUUUGCGGUUCCUGCGAAUGGUAGAGCAGUACCAUGAAAAGAGCAUGGGCUAUGCCGCGGAGACGGCUCGCAUUCAACAGGAGUUGGACAAGUCGCUAGUGAAAAUGGGCGAUCUAGAAGGCAAGCUGUUUCAUGCACGCCGUAUCAUUGAAAUGGAGAGCAAAAUGCGACGCCAGGCAGAACACGAACGUGAUGCCAUGGAAAACAAAAUUAUUGCAGUCGCCGAUUUGUUGCGCCAUGAACGCAAUCUGAACAACGACACGCGCGAUAAACUAGCCUUUUUGCAGACGAUGCAGUCACGCAAGCGGAAAUCUUUAAACACGCUGCGCGAAGAACGUUCCUCGCACUGUGACAUAAAUUCCACAGGCUCUCUGCUGUCGGAUUUGUCCAUUACACAAUCCGAAGAUGAUUUCCUCGAGGCGCGUCGCUCCCGUUCGUGGCGCGAACACCGUCCGUCGCUGCCUAAGAAUCCAGUACCAUGUGUGGGAAGCAAGCGCUCGCGUUUGAGCGGAGGACUGAACAGCAGCGUCAUUGGAACACCAACGACGACCACGACACAAGCGCGUCGGUCUGGGCAGGGAGUUGGCGUUGAUCACCACACGCUAAACGUGGCGCAGGGCGCGGAGCGUUUCUGUGCCACCACCAAAGUGACUAUACCACAGGAUGGACAGGGUGUCAUACGUGCAGAGUCCACAAUUGAAUCGCUGCCAAUGGUGACAAAAAAAGCAAAUGUCGUGAGCGAUGGAUUGGCCUCCACGCCAAGGCGAUCGGCUUUGAAAGAGGCCGCGGCACCCCCAUUGACGCCUAUCAAUGCUAUGGCUCCGCAUCUCGCUGCAGUUGAAGCCGGCUCGCCAGCCCAACGUCGUCCACUGAUGCGCAAACACACCUUCAACCAGAAGACUUUCUUGCGUGGAGACAAUUGCGUGCAAUGCCAAAAGCGCAUACGAUUUGGUGCCGUUGCCUUGCGCUGCCGCGAUUGUCCCGUGCGUUGUCAUAUCGACUGCCGUCCACUGUUAACCGUCAGCUGCGUGCCACAGUCUGGCACCCCAACAGCUAAGACCAUGCUGGGUUACAUCAGCGAUUUUGCUCCAUCUAUUUCGCCCAUGAUACCUGCACUUGUGGUGCACUGUGUCAAUGAGAUUGAGGCACGAGGCCUUACCGAAGUUGGUCUCUAUCGCAUGUCUUCAUCAGAGCGUGAAUACAAGGCCCUGAAGGAGCAAUUUUUACGUGGCAGAGCGACUCCACAUUUGGGAAAUACGGAUAUUCAUGUGCUCUGCUGUUGUGUCAAGGACUUUUUAAGGUCGUUGCGUGAACCGCUUAUACCAACUUCACUAUGGAAGGAUUUCGCCAAUGCCGUUCAAAAUCCCGACGCCAAGCAAAGCGAACAAUCGCUAUAUAAAUUGGUGGAGCUACUCCCGCAACCUAAUCGCGAUACCUUGGCCUUUCUCGUUUUACACUUUCAGCGCAUUGCUGAGUGUCCAGUUGUGCUUAUGCCUAUUGAUAAUAUAGCGCUAAUCUUUGGACCCACAAUUGUUGGUUACUCGUCACUGGAACCGGAUCAGCAUAGCAUCUUUACGGAGGUAUUCACCCAACAGCAAGUGGUGAAAUCCUUGCUUAGUUUACCCACCUCCUAUUGGCAGCAGUUUAUAGCAUUGGAACCUUCACCAUUAAUAGGCGAAAUUCAUGGCAGUUCUGUGAAACGUGUACCCAGCAGCAACAAGGAUUUGUUCUCCUUGUAUGCGACACCGCUGAAGAGUACCAUAAAGAAACGCAAAUUCUAUGCGACGCCGCCGCCAUCCGCUCAAAAAAAAUGAGACACACUUUGGGACAGUAUUAUAGAAGACGUUACUUAAAUUUACUACAAGUAUUUACCCUUUUUUGUUGCACCCACUGAGAAGGAAUGAUAACCUUCCAUUGCAAUUCAAGUUUUCACAACAAUUUCUAUUUUUCUAUAAAAAAGUUAAGCGUUGCGGUUACAAUUGUGUUGUAUGGAAAUCACCCACAUUAUUAAAACUAUUUCCGCAGGCAUACUUAUAUACAUAUGUUCGGUUAUAAAUUUAUAUAUACACCACCGCUUAU